This is a messenger RNA of Linderina pennispora, 264 nucleotides long. RefSeq lists its product as uncharacterized. The coding region runs from base 1 to 264 and encodes 87 amino acids. The transcript has 3 exons. NCBI's taxonomy places the organism in Eukaryota, Fungi, Kickxellomycota, Kickxellomycetes, Kickxellales, Kickxellaceae. Gene Ontology annotation, biological process: mitochondrial respiratory chain complex I assembly. The record is from RefSeq and is a predicted model, not a curated record.
AUGGCGUCCGGACUUGGCUACAGGGGCACAAACCGCUGCUUCCCCUUCUGGGAGGACUUCCAGCAGUGCUAUUUCAGCAGCAAGGAGAAGGGCCACGCCGACUGCGUGCCCGCUCGUGACGACUAUCUGGAGUGCCUGCACCACUUCAAGGAGAUCGCCCGCGUCCGUGCCAUCAAGUCUGUGGAGUAUCAGAACUACCUGAACAGCAAGCAGAACGGCACUGAUCACAAGAUUGUAAACCUGUCAUCGCCCGACUCUGCCUAG